Perkinsus marinus ATCC 50983 is the source of this 1188-nucleotide messenger RNA. RefSeq lists its product as hypothetical. NCBI's taxonomy places the organism in Eukaryota, Perkinsozoa, Perkinsida, Perkinsidae. Bases 1 to 1188 code for a protein of 395 amino acids. The record is from RefSeq and is a predicted model, not a curated record. The transcript has 12 exons. Gene Ontology annotation, molecular function: protein binding.
AUGGCAAGUGAAGGUGACCAAUCGGAAUUAAUGGGUGUCGUUGAACCCGAGAUGCUGGCAAUCGACGGUGAUGAACUUGAUGGGAGCUUCCCGGUCAGCCUGCAGCCACGUUACGUCUUUGGUGUCCGAUCUGAUGUCAAAAACGGGGUCCAUCUUGAGAUAGAGCACCAUACGCAAACGUUCCUGCCUACUAUCAGCGAAGAAGGAGGGCUGGGGAUCUGCUGUACUGCAUUGUCGAGUGACAGACGGUACCUAGCUGUUGGAGGGCGUCACCACGAGCGAGCUAUCAUCACUGUGUUCGAUCUUGCAAGUUCGAAGAAAGUCAAGACUUUGCAAACCGACGCUGGACUUGAGGACAUCGAUUGCAUGGCGUUCUCUGAUGGGGAGGAAAAAUAUAUUGUGGCGUUGUCAACGGUUGCUGCACAAGUAGGCCCACAGCAUGCCACACACACAGCAUAUCAGGAGGCGCCUGCUGACGGGCCCACCAGAUCAGGCUGUAAACUGUCUUGCUGGAAUUUGGAUGCGGAAGAAGAAGGGGUAUCAUCGAGCGUCGAUCUUUUGAGAGGAUAUCCAUCGACAAUCAAUGCUAAGGCGGAUCAUGUAUCAUUCUUCAACUCCACUAGAAUAGGUGUCACCGGAAUCAACUUGGUGGCGGUUUACGAAAGGUCUGAUGCUGGAGAGCUGAUGGCAGCAGCAACAGUCGAGGAGCGCCUCCAGGGUCUACCAGCAUCACACCGUAAUGCCUCUGGUGAGUUCAUCAUCACCAACCAUUUAUGGACUCAGGCUGGCGACAUACUCUGCGCUACGGCAUUUGGCAACCUUGUUCUGUUUGACCAGCAUGGGGUUUUCAAGUAUUCACUAUCGAUGGAUGCCCCGACUAUAAAAGGGGCGUAUCGUACGAUGAUUCCCUGGUCCAGAGGAGGCUUCCUUGCUGUUGGUGAGGACAGUGUCAGCCUGAUCAAACCUGUGUCGGUGUCUCUGGCACCAUCGGAGAAUUACCUGGCAGUGAUCACUGAGUGCGGACAGUUGCUCUGCGUCCCGCUUCGAUCAGUCAGACGGGUAAGGCAUGCACUAUCUCGAAAGGAAGGUGGUCGGCAAGAUGAGAAGUACAACCCGGUUGAACAAAUGGCGAACUGGAUGCUGUGUAGGGACUAUCUCAUGUUUAUCGCUAUCGAGUCCAUCGUGUAG